AAAAAAUGUCCCAUAAGGGAUGGCCUGGUGACGUAGGGGUUGGACUUGUGACCGUGAAGUCACGGUCGGGCCUGGUUGUUGUAUUACUCUUUCGACAAUAGUUUUUCAUUACAAUUUCAGGCUUCAGGAUUACGAAAAGCUAUGCGAAAGAAUGGAAUCAUUGUGGAUUGGUACGGUCGUAUUAUGGAAAACGACAAAGAAUCAAACGACAAAUGGUGGGUAGGGUUGCCGACUCCUCCUUGGGACGAUACAGCAAUCUCGCUCGACCUACCACCAAACUUAACAUACGCGGAUGUGUUUUCGAACUCGUAUCUUGGUGUGCACGGUGAAAAAGAUGUCAAGAAUUGUCCGAAGGAAAGCCCCAACUUCGAGUCUCCCAGUUGUUCUAACGAUCACCUCAAAGGAGACUCUCUCACUUGCUCGAAGACGCUGGACACCCCUCCUCGGCCCAAAAUCUUAGAGAAUCAUGGCGCUCCAAAAAUUUCAAAGUUUUCUCUUAUUGACAUCUCCGAAUCAGACAUUGAGAUGAAGCUUGCUAUUACAAAGAAAAGACUUCAAAAAAAUUAUCAAGACAUUGAGAACGCCAAAAGACAAAGAAAGAUUCAAAUGAUUGAACUACACAAUUUGCCCAAGGAUAGUCUCUUGCAAAUGGAUAAUCCAUCAAAGCCUUUUCGGCGCGGACCUUUCACAAAAAGAUUCAAAUAG
Andrographis paniculata is the source of this 705-nucleotide messenger RNA. RefSeq lists its product as uncharacterized. The record is from RefSeq and is a predicted model, not a curated record. The transcript is spliced from 6 exons. NCBI's taxonomy places the organism in Eukaryota, Viridiplantae, Streptophyta, Magnoliopsida, Lamiales, Acanthaceae. The coding region runs from base 142 to 705 and encodes 187 amino acids.